AUGGACAACAUCAAUGCGCCGUCCUACGAUCCACUUCGAUGUGUUCCGGUUUUAGAGCUCUCUCGCCUUCCCAAGCCUUCCGGAGCUAUUGGGUCGUGGGUAGACUUUGCAUCUUCUUUACCAUCUGGAAAAAUGAACCUACUAGCAACGGACGGCCACCAUCUCUAUCUGGGACACUCUCGCGAGUCCAUUGCAGUCUAUGUUAUUUCUCGAUCGCGAGGCACUCAACUCAUACCCAUCAUAUCUGUGCCAGUGGAACCACCUGUGAGCAUAAACAAUCUACGAGUCGCAGACUUCCCUGAAGAGAAAGGUGGAUCCCUUUUGCUUAUGGCCGGAGGCAGAGCAGAUGGGCAGGAACAUGCGUCAAUCUCCGCUCUACGGAUUCCACGUCCAGUUCCUGAACUUCUGCGAGAUGAAUGCUCCUUGACGACGUCUUGGUCAUGGAAAAUGUCACGUGCUUGUACAGUGACGGUUCCGUUGUGCUCAGCUUGGGGACUGGAUGUUCACAACCCUACAGGCCGUUUUGCCCUCAGCGCCAACUCACGAAAGAUUUUAGUUUUGUCCUUUGACGGGGAUAAUUUGAGGGCGAUAUUGGCGGGAGAGGCAAGGAAUGAAUCCAGCUCGGAGCGGUUCCCGGAGGAGAUCUUGUCUUUUGAAGCGGAGCCAAUCACAAGUACAUACCAAAACAACAUUCCGACUGUUAAGUUUAGCCCCUGCGGGAAUUUGUUGGCUAGCGGCUCUAUCGAUUGUAGCUUUGCUCUACAUGAUGUCAAGUCCGGUACAUACGCAUCCGGAGAAACCCUUUACCAGAGCCACAUGGAAGAGUCUGAAGAAUCGUUUUGGAACGAGUUUGUAUGGUGUGUCCAUUGGUUUGAUGACAGUGCCAUGUGUGAGGUGCCAUCAACCGAUAAUGUGUGGCUUGAGAGCGAUAUGCAGGCAACCCGGCAAUGGAGGCAGGUGAAAAAUGGCUUGUCGUUUCAUCCAGCACCGAGAAGGAGUAUAUUCCUAAAUCGAGAGGAUAUUCGGAGUGUGACUUGUAGCAGGAAUGGUAUAGCUCGGUAUGAUGAUUGCGUAGAGCCGGACCCUAGUCUAGGUGCUGAUGCCGCGCGACAAUGGUAUGAGGACCAAUUUAGAGAGCAUCAUGUAUGUGAUGAAUACGACAAAAACGCGGCGGCUUCAGUGGCGUCUCAGAGCAUAAAUCAUUCGAUACCAUACGAGGACGAACGGGGCGAAUUCUUGGAGAGGCAGAGGAAAACAAGAAAGCAAGGGUUUACAGGCUGGCAGCACGGAGAAUUGACAGAUGAUGGCGACGAUAAAAAAGUGGAUGGCAAGCAAGAACGGUUUCUUCUGGUGGGCCGAGAAUUCAGUCUGUACCUAUAUCGAGUAAUCGGCGAUAGACCGGCAAAGAAUUCGAUGCCGUUUGUGGAGGAGGUACACCGUCUGCAAGUGUUUUCACGACCACGAGGCUAUCCCAAUUCAGCCGUCCUCGAUUGCCUCGAAAUGUUUCAGCUAUCAGCCUUUGUUCUAAUCGCACGCGGGCAUGGAGUAGUCCUAUUGCGAGUGCUACGCGGUAGUCAUGACUCAGGCUCAGAGGCGUUGAGAUUAUACACUGAAAGGACGUUUCCGCAACCCAGUCUGAAUGGGCCGUGGCGCAGAGAACAUGCAAGUGUGAUCGGGGCUUGUAUACUGCCAAGGGGGGAAGUUGAAAACGGAACAGAUUGUUAUGAAUUGUGGAUAUUGUGGAGAAAUGGAAUGAUUGAGGCGUGGGAACUAAGUCAGGAAAGGGUUCUGGAUCCAUCUGUAAUUGUAUAACUUACCAAAUCAUACUACUGUAAAUGCUGUUCACUACAGUA
This is a messenger RNA of Chondrus crispus (carragheen), 1853 nucleotides long. RefSeq lists its product as hypothetical. NCBI's taxonomy places the organism in Eukaryota, Rhodophyta, Florideophyceae, Gigartinales, Gigartinaceae. The transcript is spliced from 2 exons. Bases 1 to 1812 code for a protein of 603 amino acids. The record is from RefSeq and is a predicted model, not a curated record. Gene Ontology annotation, molecular function: protein binding.